UCCGCAAUGCUUACACAUCUUAAAUUUCGCCACAUUCUCUGUACAGUUCAAUCCAGCAGGCCAGAAACCCUAAUCUCUUUUACCCAAUUGGUUAGAUAUUGUCAUUUUCAAUUGAAAACGGGUUUCAAUUCUUCGAAUCCUUCCUCAUGUUUAGCACCAAAGAAAAUUUCUGAAAACAGUGUUGCAAUUUUCUGGGAUUUGGAUACCAGACCACCCAAAUCAGUCUCACCGUACAAAGCCGCCGUCAAGCUCAAGACUGCGGCUUCAUCUUUCGGGAUUGUCCGGCAUAUGAUAGCGUAUGCGAAUCGAAAUGCGUUGAAUUAUGUUCCACAAGUUGUUUGGGAAAGGAAAGAGAGGAAUAGGGUUGUGAUUAGGGAUGGUGAGUCGAAUACAUGUCCGGUUUGUGGGAGAAGAUUUUAUACCAAUGAGAAGCUUAUGAAUCAUUUUAAGCAGAUUCAUGAGACGGAACAUGUGAAGAGGUUGAAUCAGAUUGAGUCUGCUAGAGGGAGUAGGAGAGUGAAGUUGGUGGGUAAGUAUUCCAUGAAGAUGGAGAAGUAUAAGAAUGCUGCAAGGGAUGUUUUGACAACCAAGGUGGGGCGUGGUUUAGCGGAUGAGGUGGAGCAGGCAGGGUUUUGGAUUCGGAGUGUGUUGGAUAAGCCACAGGGGGUGAAAGUCGCAUUGAGACAUCACAUUGUGGACAUGAUGGAUCACAGGAGAUUUGACUGUUUGAUGCUUGUGUCGGAUGAUUCGGAUUUUGUGGAUGUUGUGAUGGAGGCAAAGUUGAGAUGUCUGAAGACGGUUGUUGUGGGGGAUUUUGGCGAUGGGGCUCUGAAGAGGGCUGCGGAUUCUGGUUUUUCUUGGAAUGAGAUUUUGAUUGGGAAGGCUAAAAAGGAGGCAGUGUCAGUUGUGGGGAAAUGGAAAGACCGUGAUGUGUUGAAGAGAUUGGAGUGGACAUACAAGUCAGAUGAGGAUCAAAGUUUGCAUAAAUGGAAUGAUGAGGUUUAUGGUGAAAGCGAGAGAUUGGAGUGGACAUACAAGACAGAUGGGGAUCAGAGUUUGCAUAAAUGGAAUGAUGAGGUUUAUGGUGAAAGUGAGGAUGACGAUAUCGAAGGUUUUGUUGGUGAGGCGAAUGACAAUUUGGGGAAGGAUGAUACUUGCAGUUGGUGGGAGCUUGACUCUGAUUCCGAGGCCAUUUCAUCACAAUCAUCCCGAUGACACACGACUCCUUGUGAAACCUGGUCGACUAUCAUGUAUUCUACUGAGUUUGUGAUUUUGGUCAGGUUCAUGAUGGGAAAGGUGAGGAAAAAGCAUAGGCAAAUUCUGUUUUGUGGUAGUACUCAACAGGUAUAUUCAUCUUUUACUUUAUUAUUUUAACUUUCUUACCCAUUCGUUUUAAAAAUCAUCUAAGAGUCAGCAAGGAAAAUGUUGUGUUAUAGCUUCUUUAGCAUGGAUUCGAGAUGAAGUGAUAGAUUGUUGUAGUCAUUCAUCAUGUGAUAAGAGCUGUGAUUAAAAAAAAACAGAAAUUUUGGAAGAAACAUUCUAUGAAAUGCUGCCUAGAAAGAACAAUCAUAAGGAUUUGACGUAAGAUAGGAGUGCCAGCUGUCGACUACCUGAUGCCCUCCCCCUCCUCCUUUAUCCGGGCUUGGGACCGGCAAUGUAAGAUAAACUUACACAGGCGGAGUUGCUGCCUAGAAAGAAAUGCAGACAAAUAUGUAAAUAGUUCUACUUUAAAUUAUUUAAUAGUUAAUACAUUGCUGCAAGAGUGUUUGCAUUGCAGUUGGUGGUAUUAGGUCCGCCGAUAUACAGGUAAAGCGUAUAUGAUAUUGUGAUAAUAUUAUUUUUACAUAUUUCAAAAGAAAACGAAUAAGUUAAUUAAUUGUUGAAAUGCAAUCUAACUAGGAAAAACAGUUAUUUCUUAAAUUGGCGUAAAAAUUAUAAUAUUUGUAAACUACAUUUUCAUUCCGACCAAAAACUUUAUUUCUGAAAAGGAUUUGAUCCUUUACCUCUCAAUGAAAAAUUUUAUGAUAUAGUAAUGCUAUUUUUUCAAUCUGGUUGCUUGUUCGAGAAACAAGCAUGCUCGAACUUUUACUUUUAACAAUGUAUAAACUUCUCAUUUUCAUGAAUCUUUGGGUGCGUACCAGGUGGCACAGGUAGUGCAGAGGGUUGAUGAGCAUAUAUUCUCAGCUGGUACAACAGCCUGGUGCUCAACAGCCAUCGUGGGUUCCCUGCUUUAAAAUGAUAGGCAAAAACGUGUGCGAACCCAUGCUAUACAGAAAUACGCAACUGAAGUGAUCAAUCCAACAGUUCAAGCUGUUAAUCAUACAAUUGAACAACACCACUCUCACGUAAAUGUAAUCUUCUGUUUCCGUCGUAGAUCGAGUCCCUUUUGUUUACAGUUAUUGUAGAUUUAAGUAUUGACAUGCCUGUAUUAUGUUGAUCUUCGUAAGUUAAGUUUUAUUUUCGGCUUCCUAAUUGUGUAUGCUUGUACUUGUUAUUCCCCCUACUGCUAGAAAGAUGAAUCAAUUUGGUUAAUUUCUUUC
Pyrus x bretschneideri (Chinese white pear) is the source of this 2540-nucleotide messenger RNA. RefSeq lists its product as uncharacterized. Gene Ontology annotation, molecular function: RNA nuclease activity. The record is from RefSeq and is a predicted model, not a curated record. The transcript is spliced from 2 exons. Bases 7 to 1215 code for a protein of 402 amino acids. Lineage: Eukaryota; Viridiplantae; Streptophyta; Magnoliopsida; Rosales; Rosaceae.